AUGCCUUUCGAAGCCCGGGUCAAGUCUGUCCUGUCCGGCGACACUGUCGUGCUGUCGCAUGUCACCAAUCCCUCACAAGAACGCGUCCUGAGCUUGGCCUAUGUGUCUGCUCCCCGGUUAAGGAGAGAAGGUGAUGAGCCAUAUGCGUUCCAAUCCCGUGAAUUCCUCCGUGAACUCCUUGUCGGCAAGGUUGUCCAGUUCCACGUUGUCUACACCAUUCCCACCGGUGCCAAGCGCGAGUACGGUACCAUCAAACUGCCCGGUUUCGACGCCUCAUUGCCCGAUAUCAGUGUUCAAGAAGGCUGGACCCGUGUCCGUGAAGAGGCUGGCAAACGUAGCGAUGAAUCUGAGGAGACAAUUGCUCUUCUUGAGCGUCUGCGUGCCCUAGAGUCACUCGCUCAGGGUGAAAGCAAGGGAACCUGGAGUGCUGACAAUGGCGUUAUCGAAACCAGCUAUGAGUUGACUGGUGCUCGUGAAUUGGUUCGGCAGAAGUCCGGUCAGCAGUUAGAGGGUAUUAUCGAGAAGGUCCUGAAUGGUGACCGACUUGUGUUGCGUCUGCUGCUUUCUCCCACAGAGCAUGUUCAGACUGUUAUUGCCGUCGCUGGUGUUCGUACCCCAUCUGCUAAGCGCACCACAGAGGGUAAGGAAACGGCUGCCGAGCCUUUCGGUGAUGAAGCACAGCAGUUUGUGGAAUCUCGUCUGUUGCAGCGUAAGGUCAAGGUUUCCCUGCUUGGUGUGACGCCGCAGGGUCAACUGGUCGCUACUGUCCUCCACCCCAAUGGAAACAUCUCUCGAUUCCUUCUUGAGGCUGGUCUCGCCCGUUGCCAGGAUCAUCACUCUACCCUUCUAGGCCCUGAUAUGGCUCUUCUCCGCCAGGCCGAGCUUGAGGCCAAGGCUGGCCGCAAGGGCUUGUUCGUUGGACACACUGGUCCCACCACUGCGGGUGCCUCCGCCGAGGACUACCUGGUCACCCGUGUGCUGAACGCCGACACUCUCUUUAUCCGGAACAAGGCUGGUAAGGAGAAGAAGAUCAGUCUCGCCAGUACCCGUCAGCCCAAGCCCUCCGACCCUAAGCAGGCUCCCUUCGCCGCUGAGGCCAAGGAGUACCUUCGCAAGCGGGUUAUUGCUAAGCACGUCAAGGUCACCGUGAACGGCAAGAAGCCCGCCAAUGAGGGCUACGAAGAGCGCGAGGUCGCUACUGUUGUUCAGGGCAACACCAACGUUGGAAUUGCUCUUGUGGAAGCUGGUUAUUCCUCUGUCAUCCGUCACCGCAUGGAUGAUGCCGAUCGUUCCCCCGACUACGAUGCCCUGCUCGUUGCUGAGGCUGAGGCUCAAAAGGAAGGCCGUGGAAUGUGGUCUUCCAAGGCUCCCAAGGCCAAGCAAUACCAGGACUACUCCGAGAGCGUCCAAAAGGCCAAGUUGGAGCUUGGUAUCCUGCAGCGCCAGAAGCGUGUUCCUGCUGUCGUUGACUUCGUCAAAUCUGGCUCUCGCUUCACCGUUCUGGUUCCCCGUGACAACGCCAAGCUGACUCUCGUCCUCUCCGGUAUCCGUGCUCCUCGCUCUGCCCGCGGCCCUAGCGACGUCGGUGAGCCUUUCGGUCAGGAGGCCCACGACCUUGCCAACCGCCGCUGCAUGCAGCGUGAUGUCGAGAUCGAUGUUGAGACCAUUGACAAGGUCGGUGGUUUCAUUGGAAGCUUGUACGUCAACAAGGAAAACUUCACCAAGGUCCUACUGGAGGAGGGCUUUGCCACCGUGCACGCAUACUCGGCUGAGCAGUCUGGUCACGCCGCUGAGUACUUCGCUGCCGAGCAGCGUGCCAAGGAUGCCCGCAAGGGUCUCUGGCACGACUACGACCCUGCUAAGGAGGCUGCUGAGGCUGAGGAAGCCGAGGCUGCCAACGGCACUGGUACUGGCACUGAGAGCGAUGCUGCCCCUAUUCAGCGUCGUAAGGACUACCGCGACGUGAUGGUCACCUACGUCGACCCGGCCACCGCCAAGCUCAAGCUGCAGCAGAUUGGCACCGGCACCAACGCCCUCACCGAGCUCAUGAGCGCUUUCCGUACCUUCCACAUCAACAAGGCCAACGACGCUCCUCUCCCCGGUCCUCCUAAGGCUGGCGACUGGGUCGCCGCCCAGUUCACCGAAGACGGCAACUGGUAUCGUGCCAAGGUCCGCCGUAAUGACCGUGAAAACGAAACCGCCGAGGUGGUAUAUAUUGACUUCGGAAACUCCGAGUCCCUCCCCUGGGCUAAGCUCCGCCCUCUCACGCAACCCCAGUUCUCCGGCCAGACUCUCCGCCCCCAGGCCAUUGACGCCGUGCUCUCCCUCACGCAGUUCCCUACUUCCGAGGACUACCUCGAGGAUGCCGUCGGCUUCGUCGGCGACCAGACCUUCGAUCGCCAGCUCGUCGCCAACGUUGACCACGUCGACCAGGAUGGCACCCUGCACGUCACCCUCCUCGACCCCUCCGUCUCCAAGAACUUGGACAACAGCAUUAACGCUGACAUCAUCUCCGAGGGUCUCGCCAUGGUGCCUCGCAAGCUGAAGGCUUGGGAACGCGCUUCCGUCGACACUUUGUCCAACCUCCGCACACUUGAAGACGAGGCCAAGUCCGAGCGUCGCGGAAUCUGGGAAUACGGCGACCUGACCGAGGAUUAA
Molecule: messenger RNA, 2658 nt
Organism: Penicillium nucicola
Lineage: Eukaryota; Fungi; Ascomycota; Eurotiomycetes; Eurotiales; Aspergillaceae
Product: putative transcription factor (Snd1/p100)
Exons: 2
Coding region: 1-2658 (885 amino acids)
Biological process (GO): mRNA catabolic process; regulatory ncRNA-mediated gene silencing
Cellular component (GO): RISC complex; nucleus; cytosol
Molecular function (GO): nuclease activity; RNA binding
Source: RefSeq, a predicted model, not a curated record